Molecule: messenger RNA, 1797 nt
Organism: Rodentolepis nana
Lineage: Eukaryota; Metazoa; Platyhelminthes; Cestoda; Cyclophyllidea; Hymenolepididae
Source: the annotation of a GenBank genome assembly
AUGUCUCGUCGUGGUGGGCGGUGGGGAAUGAAUUUUAUAUCUGCCAGUGGGUCAGAUUCCCAUUUGUCGUUAAAUAGUUUACAAGCAGCUGAGGCAACAGCUAAAGAACUGCAGGAGCGAUCAGAUAGCUCUUCUGGACCACGGUCCUCUGCCUACGCCCCUCCGCCUUCUUUUGCAGGCGUUCCACCGGUUGGCCAAACCUCAUUUGCUCCAGCUUAUAAUACGCAUAGAGGUGGUGGCGGACCCAGUGGAACUUCCAGAGCCUUCACUCAUUUGGGUAAAAAAAGAAUACAUGAUGAAGAUUACUAUUUUAAUGAUGAGGAAGAGCCGGAAGAUGAAUUGGAAUAUCAGCCAGCUCCGGGUAGUCCUGCUGCUGAAGGCAAAACCUGCUCCGAUAAUAAGGGUGCUGAAUCUGAUGACUCCGAUGAUCCGUUGGAUGCCUACAUGCAGAAUAUCGAGAAAGAGGUCGUUCAGUUGAAUUCCGGCGCAAAGGACAAACAGGAGCAACAGAAAAGCAAAUUUAAAAAGAAUGUUCGUGACGAUAUUGAGCAGGAGGACACCAUAGAAUCAUAUCUACGUUUCAUGGAAGAGAAUCCAAAUGUAGGUGUAGUCGGAGAUGAAGAAGAAAUUUACGAAUACGAUGCUGAAGGAAACAUUGUUUCUAUUGAAAAGAAGCCUAUCGAUCCCUUGCCUCCAAUUGACCACUCACUUAUUAACUAUGCGCCAUUCACCAAGAACUUCUAUGUCGAACAUCCAGAUAUUUCGGGAUUGAGUGGAUCAGGCGUACUGGAUUUGUUGAAAAAGCUGAAUAUCAGAUUGAGUGGCAUCUCACCACCUAGGCCUGUGUGCUCUUUUGCCCACCUUAACCUUGAUUCUCCUUUAAUGGAAUCAAUUAGACAAGCGGGUUACACCCUGCCCAUGCCCAUUCAAGCAGCCUCAGUACCUGCUGCUUUAUCCGGACGAGACAUUGUUGGCAUCGCAAAAACGGGUAGUGGUAAGACUGUUGCCUUCUUGUGGCCGAUGAUCACUCAUAUUAUGGCUCAACCUGAGUUAAAAAUCGGCGAUGGGCCUAUUGGUGUCGUUUGUGUGCCGACGCGUGAGUUGGCGCUGCAGAUCUACACGGAGGCGAAGAAGUUGGCCAAAUUCUACAAUCUGAGUGUGGUGUGUGCCUACGGUGGAGGAUCUAUGUGGGAACAACAGAAAGCCUGUGAAGCUGGCUGUGAAAUACUCAUAUGUACCCCUGGUCGUUUAAUCGAUUUGGUUAAGAAGAAGGCCACAAAUCUACGACGCGUGACAUUCCUAGUUUUUGAUGAAGCCGACAAAAUGUUUAACCUCGGCUUUGAACCCCAAGUUCGUUCAAUCGCCAAUCAUGUCCGCCCGGAUAGGCAAGCCCUACUUUUCAGCGCAACAUUCAAGAGUAGAAUAGAGCGCUUAGCUCGAGAUAUUCUCACCGAUCCUGUUCGUAUUGUUCAAGGUGAAGUUGGAGAAGCUAAUGAGGAUAUCACUCAAAUUGUUGAAAUUUUCAACAAACCUGAGGAAAAAUGGGAUUGGCUGACGAGGCACGUGGUUAGAUUUACCUCUGAGGGUAGCGUCUUGAUCUUUGUAACCCGCAAAGUGCACUGUGUUGAAGUAGCAGAUAAGCUGAGAGCUCGUGAUUUGAAAGUCCUGCUUCUACAUGGUGAUAUGCAUCAAUCGGAUCGCAAUUCGGUGAUCUCCAAGUUCAAGCACAACGAGGCCCCCAUUCUGGUUGCUACUGAUGUUGCAUGUAAGUGUAGUAAUGAUUGUGUUUUGAUUUGA